AGGCAGAUGCACACGGCGAUGCACUCAGCGUCCCGGAAAAGCCAGGCGGACAGGAGUUUAAGGACCUUGGCGAAAUGUUGCCCCUGUGUUCAUCCUUCUGCAACUUGGCUCCUCUGUUGACUUUUCAGUAUUUGGUACAAGUAGGUCAUUUAAGACAAUAUUAAGGCACCUGAUUAGGAAAGCAUUCCUAGCUGAACAGUAGAAACUUUGAACUCAGCCUCUUCUUGCUGAUAACCUUCUCGUUCAAUAGUUCUUUCUCAGCAUUCCUUUGGCAGAGAUACUGGGUAGAUAGAAAUCAUCUUUGGGUACGUGGCAGGUGUCACAAGGCACAAGUCCACCCGGGGUCUUUCGGUACAACCGAGGCAGAGUAGAGAGCAGGAAGCAAGUCAUCAUGGAACUGCAGCCUCCACACUGGAGGGGCGAGAGGCCGGCUGAGAAGAGGGACAGGGCAGGUCACGCCGUGCCAGGCAGAUGCAUCCCUUUGACGGGAGAGAGCUGACCAUAGUUGGGCACUCCGAAAGCCAAACAGGAAAUCUGAGUGGCAGCGGACUCAGUAGGCGAUUACUAAGCUCUGCUUGAUUUGAAUAUCAAAUAUUUUUAGCUCUUAAAGUGGGAUCUGGCACCUGAACCCACUGAUCAUACGUGAAUCCCUCACGACACGAUGCAGCGGCCAGUAGACAGCACCGUGUGGAAAUGUCACCACGGGAAGAAAGGAACCCCCGUCUGAUGAAGCCUCUAGGUUUAGCCGCAGGAUGUGGGGAAGGGGAAGACACUGACACCUCGAGGAGGUGGUCAGCCCAUGUUGGAACGUGGGAGACUCCACAUGGCGAGGACUCGGUUUCUCUGUCUUCGCCAUGGCAACAGACGUGCCGCACGAUGGCGACAGUGGGGCGAGGUUAGCGAAUGGAACUGCUGCGUGUGCUCACCUCACUUCUUGUUUCCUCACUCAGACCAGGAGGCAGGGCCAGGCCGGCGCUCUGUGGGGAGCUGGGCCUUUUGCUGGGGCUCCCGCCCCUCCCGGGACGAGCCCUGCGAGGCUCCGCCAGCCCAAGCCCCGAAGCUGGGACAGCUCUUCGGAGUCCCCCUCACGCAGCUCUGUCGGGACGGCGGCCUGCCCGGCACUCUGCUGGACUUGCUUUCCUUUGUCAACCAGAAAGGGCCGCCCGUGGAGGGCAUCUUCAGGAUCUCGCCCAACACGAAGUCCUGCGGCGCCCUGAAGAGGAAACUGGACUCCGGAGACAGAGUGGACUGGGACAGCGAGUCUGUUUGCGUGGUGGCCUCCGUGUUAAAGGAUUUCCUCAGAAACAUCCAGGGGAGCGUGUUUUCGUCCAGCCUGUAUGAGGAAUGGCUCCGUGUCACUGAUCAGGAGGACGAGGAGGAGAGAGUAGCUGCCAUCCAGAGCCUUUUAGGCCAGCUGCCAAAAGAGAACGUUGUCCUUUUGCGACACCUUUUUGGAGUGUUGCACAAUGUAGAGAAACACUCCUCCUCAAAUCUCAUGACGGCGUACAAUCUCGCAGUCUGUGUGGCGCCCAACGUCCUGUGGCCGGCCGACCCCUGCGGCUCAGAGUCCCUGGAAGCGCUCGCCAAAAAGUGAGAAAACUAGGAGAAGAUUCCAGAACAUCCUCGUGGAGCCGCAGUGUGCCUAGACAGGAUGGCAGCUCCUCCCCAAGCUCCCCCAGAGAGCGUCCUGAAGCAAGCGGUGCCUGGGCAGGGACCCCCGCUCGACUUGAAGACGCUCCCUCUGUGGCUGCCCCCUCCUCCGCAUGUGAGCACAGAGCAGCUCUGCCCCCACGCUCUUCACGUUCCACUUAAGAAGGGAACUUC
Molecule: messenger RNA, 1824 nt
Organism: Microcebus murinus (gray mouse lemur)
Lineage: Eukaryota; Metazoa; Chordata; Mammalia; Primates; Cheirogaleidae
Source: RefSeq, a predicted model, not a curated record